Miscanthus lutarioriparius is the source of this 1287-nucleotide messenger RNA. Lineage: Eukaryota; Viridiplantae; Streptophyta; Magnoliopsida; Poales; Poaceae. The record is from the annotation of a GenBank genome assembly.
AUGGUGAGCGGAAGCUUUAGCCGGAGCACAUCCGCGCGGCUCACAGCGAGGGGCGGCGUCGGAAGCCCGCGGGUCUCGACGCCGGGAGCCGCGCACCGGAACUGGUACUGGGCGGCGUCGCCGUCGGGGCCGUCGUUCGAUCGCGUCGUCUUGGCCUUCUUCCUAGCCUCCGUCGCGCUCGUGCUCUCCUGCGCUCUGUACCUCUACGUGUUCCGGUACUUGGGCCGGGGCCGUGUGGUCGCCGAGUUCGCCGGCGGCGAGAAUCUCGAGUCCUGCGACGUGUUCGACGGCGUCUGGGUGCCGGAUCAGGGGCACCCCUUGUACAACAGCUCGCAGUGCCCGUUUGCAGAGAGGGGGUUCAAUUGCCUGGCCAAUGGGAGGAAGGACACCGAGUACCUCAAGUGGCGGUGGAAACCUCGGGGAUGCGAUUUGCCGCGGUUCAGUGCCCGGGCUCUGUUGCAGUGGCUGAGAGGGAAGAGGGUCGUCUUUGUGGGGGACUCCAUGAGUCGAACGCAGUGGGAGUCCUUCAUUUGCAUGCUCAUGACAGGGGUGGAUGAUCCACAGACGGUUUAUGAGGUUAAUGGCAACCAGAUAUCAAAGACAAUCCGGUUUUUAGGAGUGAGAUUUGAGACCUUCAACCUCAGUGUGGAGUUCUUCCGGUCCGUUUUCCUUGUGCAGCAGAUCCCUGCGCUUCGCCAUGGGCGCAGAAGGGUCCGUGCCAUCCUCAAGCUUGAUAAGUUGGAUGAUUUAAGUCAGAAAUGGGCAAACUCAGAUGUUCUUAUUUUCAACUCAGGGCAUUGGUGGACUGCCAGCAAAUUAUUUGACAUGGGUUGCUAUUUUGAGGCUGGAGGUGUGCUUAAACUGGGAACAUCCAUUAAUGCAGCUUUCAAAAUGGCAUUGGAAACUUGGGCUUCAUGGGUGAAAGAGAGAAUCGAUUUAAGGCGAACACGAGUAUUCUUCCGUACAUAUGAACCGUCUCAUUGGAGUGGCUUAAAUCAAAAGGUGUGUGAAGUAACAGAACAACCUACAACUGAGGCCAAUGGAAAUGACAGGAGAGAAUUUGGGGAUAUACUUGCUGGUGUUGUGGCAAAUAUGAGUGUCCCUGUGACCAUACUAAAUGUGACUUUGAUGGGGGCCUUUAGAAGUGAUGCUCAUAUUGGCCUUUGGAGUCAUCCUAAUACCAUACUUGAUUGCAGCCACUGGUGCCUUCCAGGAGUUCCAGAUGCUUGGAACGAGCUUGUAUUUUCCCACCUUUUGACAAAUGGUUGGCGAGUGCCAGCUAGCUGA